Messenger RNA from Hevea brasiliensis (rubber tree), 3095 nucleotides. RefSeq names its product probable LRR receptor-like serine/threonine-protein kinase At3g47570. The transcript is spliced from 2 exons. Lineage: Eukaryota; Viridiplantae; Streptophyta; Magnoliopsida; Malpighiales; Euphorbiaceae. Gene Ontology annotation, molecular function: protein kinase activity; protein binding; ATP binding. The record is from RefSeq and is a predicted model, not a curated record. Gene Ontology annotation, biological process: protein phosphorylation. Bases 1 to 3093 code for a protein of 1030 amino acids.
AUGGGGCUUUCUUUCAGAAGUUUGUCAGUAUCUUUCUCAUCCUUACGCCUCAUUUUUAUUUUUCAUUUCUUAUGCCUCAGCUUUCAGGCCUUUGCCAUCCAUAGGAACAACUAUACAGAUCGACUUGCUUUGCUGGAACUCAAGGCCAAAAUAACUGAUGACCAUUUUGGGGUCAUGAGCUCAUGGAAUAGCACCCUUCACUUCUGCCAGUGGUAUGGCGUCACAUGUGGGCGUAGGCAGCAGAGGGUCACAAUGUUAGACCUCAGCUCCCUCAAACUUUCAGGUUCCAUAUCACCACAUGUUGGUAAUUUGAGCUUUUUAAGGAAGUUGUACCUUGAAAACAAUAGCUUCAGCCAUGAGAUUCCCACUGAGAUUGGCCAUUUGUGCAGAUUGCAAGUAUUGUCUCUUUACAAUAAUUCAUUUGGUGGUCAAAUUCCUGCUAGCAUAUCUAAUUGCUCUAAUCUUGUUUCACUUUAUUUGCAAAAUAACAAUCUGGUAGGGAGAAUACCUCCGGGGCUUGGUUCCUUGCUGAAGCUCAAAGAUAUCCUUUUAGCCACCAAUAAUUUAAUAGGGACUCUCCCACCAUCUUUGGGCAAUCUUUCUUCUCUUCAGCAACUGGAUGCGAUGAGUAAUAGUUUGCUUGGGGUUAUCCCUGAUAAUUUAGGCCAAUUGAUGAAUCUAAGGCUUUUAUCCUUGCCUGUAAAUCAGUUUUUGGGCACUAUCCCUCCCUCCUUCUUCAACCUCUCUUUGAUUGAGUCUAUAGACGUGGGAUUCAACAACUUAGAAGGUGGUCUUCCCUUGAGCUUAGGCUUCUCUCUUCCAAAUCUCCAAUUCUUUUCCAUUUCAAGUAACCAAUUAACAGGGUCUAUUCCAACGUCAAUUUCAAAUGCCUCAAGUCUAGAAGUGCUUCAGUUAGCCAUAAAUAAUUUUAUCGGAAGAGUGCCUUCUCUUGAGAAGCUGCAUAGGCUUCGGCGGUUAACAGUUAAUGAAAACCAUUUAGGAAGUGGGAAAGCUGAUGACCUGGAGUUUCUUUCCAUUUUGACUAAUGCCACCAAUUUACGGUUAUUAGGUAUUGACCAUAAUAACUUUGGAGGGAAGCUGCCUGAACAAUUCUGCAACUUUUCCAAAAAGCUCCAAAUGAUUUUCAUAAAUCAAAAUCAAAUAUUUGGAAACAUAGGGGCUAGAAUAAGUGAUUGUGUUUCAUUGGAAAUUCUGGCUGCAUCAGAGAACAACCUGUCAGGUUGCAUUCCUUCUAGCAUUGGAAAGCUUCUAAAUCUGGGAGUAUUGUCUCUUCGUCAAAAUGAUUUCUCAGGAUCUAUUCCCUCCUCUGUAGGAAACAUGACAAAUCUAAUUCACAUGGAUUUAUCUUUUAAUAAGCUUCAAGGCAUGAUCCCUUCGAGUCUUGAGAAUUGCAAAAAUUUGCUAAAAUUAGAUCUUUCAAAUAACAAUCUUAGUGGUCCCAUACCUCCACAAAUUUUUGGAUCUUCCCCUUUAUCAUUGGGCCUUGACUUAUCCGGAAAUCAUUUGUCAGGUUCCAUUCCCGUAGAAGUAGGAACUUCAAAAACUAUGGGAUACCUAAGCCUUUCUGAGAACAUGUUAUCAGGAGUGAUUCCUAGUGGUCUUAGCAGUUGUAUUAGUCUAGAAUUCUUGGACAUGGGUGCCAACUUGUUUCGAGGCUCUGUUCCUUCACCUCUAAGUUCACUAAGAGGUCUUCGACAAUUUAAUCUUUCUCACAACAUGUUGUCAGGUCAGAUUCCAGAGUUCCUGAAGGGGUUUAGUUCAUUAGAGUUGUUGGAUUUGUCUUAUAACAACUUUGAAGGUACAGUACCAAUAGAAGGAGUUUUCAAGAAUGCAACUGCAACAUUCGUAGCAGGAAAUAAAAAUCUUUGUGGUGGCGUACCUGAGUUGGGGCUACCUCCGUGUAAGCUUCAACCGUCAAAGAAGGGAUUGACUAAAACACUGAAGAUCAUAAUCUCAACAGUUUCUGUGGUUAUAGGUGCAGCACUCUUGCUGGUUUUUUUGUUUGUGUGCCUUCCAAGUAAGAGAGAAGCAAAGUCUUUUGCAGCAUCCCCUGGGGAGAAGCAAUUGAAUUUGUCUUAUCAAAGUCUUCUCAGAGCUACUAAUGGAUUCUCUUCAGAUAAUUUAAUUGGUACAGGUAACUUUGGGUCUGUAUACAAAGGAAUUAUUGAUCAAGAGGGAAUUGUUGCUGUAAAGGUGUUCAAGCUUAUGAAUCCAGAAGCAGCUUCAAAAAGUUUUAUAACUGAAUGUGAGGUCUUAAGGAAUGUUAGACAUCGAAAUCUUAUUAAAGUGCUCACAGCUUGUUCAUGUGUUGAUUAUCAUGGUAAUGAUUUCAAAGCUUUGGUUUAUGAGUUCAUGGUUAAUGGGAGCUUAGAUAGCUGGUUGCAUCCAACAUUUGGAUUAGAUGAAGCACCAAAGACAUUAAAUGUUCUCCAAAAGCUGGAUAUUGCUAUUGAUAUUGCUUGUGCAUUGGAAUAUCUUCAACAUUAUUGUGGAACACCAAUUGUUCAUUGUGAUCUAAAACCAAGCAAUAUCCUUCUCAACGAAGAGAUGACUGCACAUAUAAGUGAUUUUGGAUUAGUCAAGUUCCUUUCUGAUGUCAACCCUCAUUGUUCUACAAAUCAAUCCAGCUCAAUUGGAGUAAGAGGAACUAUCGGUUAUUGUCCACCAGAAUAUGGUAUGGGAAGUCCAGUAUCAACAUCAGGUGAUAUUUUUAGCUUUGGCAUACUUUUGUUGGAGAUGUUCACGGGAAAGAGGCCUACUGAUCACAUGUUUAAAGAAGGUAUGAAUCUUCACAAUUUUGUUAAGAGAGCUUUGCCUGAACAAGUGACACAAAUUCUAGAUCCGAAGGACAACCUUCCUCAUAUACAAUCCAAUGCAAAUGCAACAUCAGUUCAUAACCACAAUCUUGGGAACAUGAGAAACAACAUGUUUAUUGAGUGCUUGAUUUCAAUAUUUGAAAUUGGAAUCUCUUGUUCUGCUGAAUCACCACAAGAGCGCAUGAAUAUUGGUGACAUUGUUGCUCAGCUCUCUUCUAUCAAAAAGAAAAUCUUAGGGACUCAAUUACCAUGCUAGGA